Messenger RNA from Leopardus geoffroyi (Geoffroy's cat), 2545 nucleotides. It is a transcript of the gene SGTA, whose product is annotated as small glutamine rich tetratricopeptide repeat co-chaperone alpha. Gene Ontology annotation, cellular component: membrane; TRC complex. The record is from RefSeq and is a predicted model, not a curated record. The coding region runs from base 371 to 1312 and encodes 313 amino acids. Gene Ontology annotation, molecular function: molecular adaptor activity; protein binding. The transcript has 12 exons. Gene Ontology annotation, biological process: post-translational protein targeting to endoplasmic reticulum membrane. Lineage: Eukaryota; Metazoa; Chordata; Mammalia; Carnivora; Felidae.
GGCGUUCGGCCGCCAGUGAGGUGAGUGGGGGGUGUUCGGUGCUGAGCCAGAUGGGCUUAGGGUCCGCGGCUUGGAGCUCCCGGGGCUCAGAGGCCCGUAAAGAGAGCUGGGGCUGGGGCUGGGGUGGCCGCGGUCCGCUGGGUGCUGUGAGUGGGCGGCGCGAAGGGGAAACUGAGUCAGGGCGGCGUCGGGCAGGCCCUCGCCAGUCCUGGUCCGCCUCACCCGGACCCGAGGCCCGGCAAGUGCUGGUUCGAGGUGAAACUGCAAGUGAAAGUGCCCCGCAAGCAACGAAGGUGUCUUCUGCCCGGAAAUACGGUCCCUUUGAAUCAGAUCCCGAGAACCCCUGGGCGUUGUCUCUUCCUGUCACAAGAUGGAUAACAAGAAGCGCCUGGCCUACGCCAUCAUCCGGUUCCUGCAUGACCAGCUGCGGCACGGGGGGCUCUCGUCCGACGCCCAGGAGAGCUUGGAAGUUGCGAUCCAGUGCCUGGAGACUGCUUUUGGGGUGACCGUGGAAGACAGCGACCUCGCUCUCCCUCAGACUCUUCCGGAAAUAUUCGAAGCAGCUGCCGCGGGCAGGGAGGCGCCACAGGACCUGAGGAGCCCUGAGCGAACUCCGCCUUCAGAGGAGGACUCGGCCGAGGCAGAGCGCCUCAAAACCGAAGGAAACGAGCAGAUGAAAGUAGAAAACUUUGAAGCUGCCGUGCACUUCUACGGGAAAGCCAUCGAGCUGAACCCCGCCAACGCCGUCUAUUUCUGUAACAGAGCGGCGGCCUACAGCAAACUGGGGAACUACGCAGGGGCCGUGCAGGACUGUGAGCGAGCCAUCUGCAUAGACCCGUCCUACAGCAAAGCCUACGGCCGGAUGGGCCUCGCGCUCUCCAGUUUGAACAAGCACACCGAGGCAGUGGCCUAUUACAAGAAGGCCUUGGAGCUGGACCCCGACAACGAGACCUACAAGUCGAACCUCAAGAUAGCCGAGCUGAAGUUGAGGGAGACGCCAAGUCCCACAGGAGGUGUCGGCAGCUUUGACAUUGCUGGCCUGCUGAACAACCCAAGUUUCAUGAGCAUGGCGUCAAACCUGAUGAACAACCCCCAAGUUCAGCAGCUCAUGUCCGGGAUGAUUUCGGGCGGCCACAACCCCCUGGGGACUCCGGGCACCAGCCCCUCACAGAAUGACCUGGCCAGUCUCAUUCAGGCCGGCCAGCAGUUCGCCCAGCAGAUGCAGCAGCAGAAUCCGGAGUUGAUAGAACAGCUCCGAAGUCAGAUCCGAAGUCGGACCCCCAGUGCCAGCAACGAUGACCAGCAGGAGUGAUGGCCCACGUGAGUCCACUGUGGCCGUGAGGGCCCUCCCAGCAUCGCCAGCUCCUUCCCACCGACUGGAAGCCUUCUCGCGUCUUGCCGUCUUCUCCCCUUGGACUGCCCAAGAGAGAAAAAGAAAAAGAAAUUGGACCUGCAUGUUAAGAUGGAUUUUUAUUAUUUUUAUUUUGCCCUUCAUCCUUCCUUCCCUGUUUGUAGUCUCCCAUGGCCCCCUACCCCUCUCGAAACAGAGCCAGCAAGCUGUGAAUGCAGACCAGCUCCCAGAAAAGCCAGUCACUAAAGUAUUUUUUAGACUGUUCCAGGGCGGGGGUCGUUCUCGAGCCCCUGUCCAGGAAGCAGCCAGUUUUAUGUCAAGCCACGUCAGGGACACCCGUGGCUCUCAGAGCCCCGUUUUGCAGCCCCCACGGUCUGUCUUCAGAGGCCUCCGCAGCCCGGUGAGAAGACACUUCUGAGUCAACCUUGGCCUCCCCAGCCGCGCCCUGCUCAGAUGAGCUCACUGCCAGCCGCGGUCUGGGCGCCAGUGUCUGCCCUGCCCCUCGGACUGCGGGUUUUCGCGUGAGGAGCUCUUCAGAUGCAUUUUCCUCGAUGACAAUUUCCGUUGCCUCACGCCCCAGCGGGAGCAGGGGUGGGACCGUCCUGGGGCGCACAGGACCAGGUACCGGGACUUCCGAUCGAGCAUUUUGAUGGACACGCAUCUCAUCUCCUCUGACCCUUUCAUCCCGGUACUCGUGACUGACAGAUGCAGAUCAUGACCUUCCAGCCCGUCCCCAGCUGGGUGUCCCAGCCCCACUGCCCUUCUGCCCACAGGUGACCCUGCUGGCCAGCAUGUCUAGGUUCUUGGCAAGUUCUGUCCUGUUCAGGGCUGGGGGCUGGCGGGGGGCCCUGGUGCCACCAGAGCUGCUUCCAGGGUGGGAAACCUGCCCAGGACACAAGGCCACCUCAGACAUCCCCACGGCCUCUGCUGGGGGCAGUGGGUGGGGGUUGGGGGGCAGGUCCACUAGCCCCGCUGUACCAGCAGCGACGUGGACAACUGGAUCGUUCGAGGUUCCCUGGUGUCGUCGGCUGUCUGCGAGCAGACCCAGUACCGUGUGUGUCGUAGGUAACUAGUAGGAAGACGGGCCACUGCCAGCCACCGCGGUCCGUCCUGCGUCUGGCAAGAUGUGUCAUAACUCUUGAGUGCUAGCCAUGGUGACAAGCAUAACGUGUGGGGAAUAAAUAGACAUCGUGA